AUGUCUGCUCCAGUUAACGGCGAAAGCCCAGUCACUCCAGUUACCCAAGCUGUUUCUCAACACUCACCUUGUGAAUUGCUCACCUGGAAAGAUCCAGUAAAGACCGGUAAGGUUUUUGGUUCCAUUGUUUUGGCCUUGGUUGUUUUCAAAAAGGUAAACUUGUUCAAUAUCUUCUUCCAUUUGGCCUACAUUGGUUUAUUAGCCUCUGCUGCUGCCGAAUACGCCGGUAAGGUUGUCACUGGUCAAGGUUUUGUAACUAAAUAUAAGGGAUCUACCAAAUCUUAUGCUAAAUACAUUAAUAACGACAUUUUACCUCACCUUGCUAACUUUAAUGAAGAAAUUGAAGGACAAUUCCAAAAAAUUGUUUAUGCACAUGACAUUGAAACCACUUUGAAAGCCGCCGGUAUCUCUUAUGUCUUGUAUAAAGUCACUUCUUGGUUCUCGUUAUACACCUUGAUUAGUAUUGCUGUUGUUUUAGCCUUUACUGGUCCAGCCAUUUACACUAGAAAUAAGAAAGAAAUUGAUGCUGCCGUUGCUCAAUACACUAAAAUCGCCAAAGAAAAAUCUUCUGAAUACACCCAAUUGGCCCAAGAAAAAGCUGCUCCUCAUUUCGAUGCUUUAGUUAAAAAAACCGGUCCAGUUGGUGCUUUUAUUUCUUCUAAAAUUCCAACCAGAACCGCUGGUUCUACUGUUGGUUCCGAUAAAUCUCCUUCUUACCCAGGUAUUGAAACUGAACCUUCUACUGCCACUACCACCGGUGCUUCUAAAUUCCCAGAAGUUCCAUCCGUUAACCCAGAAUCUUCUGCUUCUGGUUCCGGUUUAGAAGAAAUCAUUGACGAAGCCAGAGCUAAAGGUGAAGAAGCUCAAAUUCCAACUUCUUUGUAA
This is a messenger RNA of Hyphopichia burtonii NRRL Y-1933, 885 nucleotides long. RefSeq lists its product as uncharacterized. The record is from RefSeq and is a predicted model, not a curated record. NCBI's taxonomy places the organism in Eukaryota, Fungi, Ascomycota, Pichiomycetes, Serinales, Debaryomycetaceae. The coding region runs from base 1 to 885 and encodes 294 amino acids. The transcript has 2 exons.